AUGAGGUUACUAAAGUUUUUACUACUGUUUGCCCUUGUGGCGUUGGUUGUGACUCAGGAUGAUGGUGAUGAUGACACUACUACAGAAGCGGCGGAUGAUGAUGAUACUACUACAGAAGCGGCGGACGAUGAUGAUACUACUACAGAAGCGGAGGACGAUGAUGAUACUACAGAAUCGGAUGAUGAAGAUGAAGACACUACUGUGAGUGAUACAACGGAAGCUGGUACUGAUGUCACUACAGAAGCUGGCACCGAUGCUACAACAGAAGCUUCUGCUGAAACAACUACAAAGAAAACGAAACUACUUGUACCCAUCGAAGGUAACCGCAGUGGUGUUGAAGACACUACUACAGAUGCGGCGGAUGAUGAUGAUACUACUACAGAAGCGGCGGACGAUGACGACACUACAGAAGCGGCGGACGAUGAUGAUACUACUACAGAAGGGGCAGACGAUGACGACACUACAGAAGCGGCGGACGAUGAUGACACAACAGAAUCGGGUGAUGUAGAUGAAGUUACCGACGAAGACACCACUGUGAGUGAUACAACGGAAGCUGGUACUGAUGUUACAACAGAAGCUUCUGCCGAAACAACUACAAAGAAAAAUAUAAUUACAGGAAGAAAUGUAAUAUGCUACAGUGGUAUAGCAGAAAUUAGUUCUAAUCGCUUCCGCAUCGAAUAG
Messenger RNA from Stomoxys calcitrans (stable fly), 681 nucleotides. RefSeq names its product germ cell nuclear acidic protein. The transcript has 4 exons. The record is from RefSeq and is a predicted model, not a curated record. Lineage: Eukaryota; Metazoa; Arthropoda; Insecta; Diptera; Muscidae. The coding region runs from base 1 to 681 and encodes 226 amino acids.